Messenger RNA from Spinacia oleracea (spinach), 1105 nucleotides. Its product is annotated as GTP-binding nuclear protein Ran-3. The transcript is spliced from 8 exons. The coding region runs from base 144 to 809 and encodes 221 amino acids. The record is from RefSeq and is a predicted model, not a curated record. Gene Ontology annotation, molecular function: GTP binding; GTPase activity. Gene Ontology annotation, cellular component: cytoplasm; nucleus. Gene Ontology annotation, biological process: ribosomal subunit export from nucleus; protein import into nucleus. NCBI's taxonomy places the organism in Eukaryota, Viridiplantae, Streptophyta, Magnoliopsida, Caryophyllales, Amaranthaceae.
UAUUACACCUCCUUUUCCCCCUUUCAAAAACCCUUCAUAUAUAACCCUCACCUCAAACCCUAGGGUUCAUCUCUCCCAUUCUCUUUCUCAUUUUCUCUCUCCUCUGCAUUUCCAAUUUACAGCUUAAUACUCAAAUUCUAAAUAUGGCUUUGCCGAAUCAGCAAACUGUGGACUACCCAAGUUUCAAGCUUGUUCUUGUCGGUGAUGGUGGUACAGGAAAGACUACAUUUGUUAAAAGGCAUCUUUCUGGUGAAUUUGAGAAGAAAUAUGAACCUACCAUUGGUGUCGAAGUUCACCCAUUGGAUUUCCACACUAACUGUGGGCAAAUCCGAUUUUACUGCUGGGAUACCGCUGGCCAAGAGAAGUUCGGUGGUCUGAGAGAUGGAUAUUAUAUUCAUGGUCAAUGUGCCAUUAUCAUGUUUGAUGUGACCGCUCGAUUGACGUACAAGAAUGUUCCUACAUGGCACCGGGACCUUUGCAGGGUGUGUGAGAACAUUCCAAUUGUGCUGUGUGGAAACAAGGUUGAUGUGAAGAACAGGCAAGUGAAGGCCAAGCAAGUUACCUUCCACAGGAAGAAGAACUUGCAGUACUAUGAGAUAUCAGCUAAGAGCAAUUACAACUUUGAGAAGCCCUUCCUCUACCUUGCCCGAAAACUUGCAGGGGAUCAAAACUUACAUUUUGUGGAGUCUCCAGCUUUGGCCCCCCCAGAGGUGCAAAUUGACUUGGCUGAACAGCAGAGGCAUGAGCAAGAGCUUGCUGUUGCAGCUGCACAGCCACUCCCAGAUGAUGAUGAUGACGCAUUUGAGUAAAUUGGAAGAUCAGUUUUAUUUUUCGUUCUCCUUGUGUGUUAAAACUCUCCGCAGUCCCUAAACUGUAUCACUAAAGUUGAAUUUUUUUCUUCUUUAAGGGUGGGUUUUGAAUAGGUAGUAAUAGAGAGUUUGGGACAGUUGAUAAUGGUUUUUUAUUAACUUUGUAUUGGCUGGCAGAGAGCUACAUUGUAUUAGAAGGUCAAAUGCUCAAUCUAGAGCGUGACUUUGAGACUUUGUAUGAAUGUGGGAAGUAUUUGUUCCCGAUUUUAUCAUGUGCGUUUUGAUUUUCAUGUUCA